GGGGUUAAUGAGGAAGCAAAGGAUCCCUAACCCCUCCUUUUUUUUUUAAGUAUAUAAAGAUGAAUCAGUUAUUAAAGAAUGUCAUUCCUAAAACAGGUCAACAAGUAACACGUUUAGGAUUUGGUAGCUAUCGUAUAUCAAAGCCUAAUCAUGCAGAAGCAUUGACAGCUGCGAUAGAAGGCGGCAUAAAUAUUAUUGAUACUGGCAAUAACUUUGAAAAUGGCUCUUCAGAAAUAUUGAUUGGGAAUACAUUGGAUUCACUUAUAAAGAAGAAAAAAAUAUCAAGAGAGUCUAUUACACUUGUCACUAAAUCGGGUUAUCUUGGUAUAAAUGACGUUAAAUCUUUUGAGAAUAAUCAAGAUGAUUAUAUACAACUAUCUGAAAAAAUGUUUCAUUCCAUCAGCCCUAGAGUAAUAGAGAGUCAAAUUCAAACAUCACUUAAAAGACUGAAAACAGAUAAAAUAGACAUCUUCAUGAUUAACUCUCCUGAAAGAAUGUUAAUGGCGAAAAAUAAAAGAUAUACUUCAUCUCGACUGUAUAAAGAUCUUUCUGAGAGUUUUCGUUAUCUUGAUAGUCUUGUUAGUCAAGGUAUCAUUAGUGGAUAUGGCGUAUGUUCAAAUACAAUGGCAUUCCCUACAGCAGCUGAUCAUGUCUCUUUAUCCAAUAUAAUCCAAUCCUGUCAAAAUCCAUCUAAUUUAGUUGCUAUUCAGGUACCCUUCAAUCUAUAUGAACGGGAAGCGAUUAUUGCUACUACCAACGAUUAUAAAGUAAAAACAGUAGCUGAAAUAGCUAAAGAGAAUGGUAUUUAUGUAAUGACAAAUAGGCCUUUAAAUGCUAUUGCGAAUGGUCAGGUUAGAGUGCUAGUCAAUCAUGAAUUAGGAAAGGAAACAGCUGAACAAAUGAUUAUGUCAAAGAUGCAAACCUCAUUUGGAAGGGUCGCUGAAUUAGAAUCUGAUAUUAUGUCAGAAUUACCAAUUGAAGAAGAAGCAUUGACGUCUAAAUUUGUUUGGGGUCAGGUUUUAUCUGAGAAUUUGGCUAGACUAGCACAGAAUCAUUUUGCUACACGACAUUAUUUAACAAACCAAGUUUUACCUGAACUUGAAAAAGAUUUAAAAGAUCUUCAAAAUUAUGCUAAAUAUCAACUAGAUGGAAGUAGUAGUGACGGAUUAUCAGCUUACGAACAAUGGAUCGAAAAAUACAAGACAUGCGUUUAUGAUUUAACAAAUUCUAUUGUAGAUUACGCAUACAUCGACACUCUUCGUAAAAAUAAUGAACUUGAUCGUAUUUUGAACGCGUUAUGUCCAAGCUUAAAUCAACUUCCUGAAGAUGGAUAUGCACACUCACCCCUUUCAAUUAAAUUAUUAAGGUUAUUAUUAUCGCAUCAUAAUCAUGUAGGUACAGUGUUUACUGGUAUGAGGGAUCCUCUCUAUGUUAAAGAUGCUUUAUUUGCUGCACAACAACGUCCAAUAGACCAAGAGGAUUUAGAUGAUAUUUGGCAAUGCCCUAUAUUUAACUAACAAUACUAUACAGAUUAAAAGUCUAUCUAUCAUUAUUAUAAAAGUAAAAUUAGACUCGUUCAUAAUAGAUUAUAAUUUGAGUGUCGAGUUUAAAAAAAUAAAAUAAAAUGCAGGGACUUUCAUAAUCAUUAAUUCAAAUUAUACAAAAACAAAUGAC
Messenger RNA from Cokeromyces recurvatus, 1674 nucleotides. RefSeq names its product NADP-dependent oxidoreductase domain-containing protein. NCBI's taxonomy places the organism in Eukaryota, Fungi, Mucoromycota, Mucoromycetes, Mucorales, Mucoraceae. The transcript is spliced from 7 exons. The record is from RefSeq and is a predicted model, not a curated record. Gene Ontology annotation, cellular component: cytosol. Bases 60 to 1517 code for a protein of 485 amino acids.